AUGGGACAACACGUGACCUUCCCAGAUCACUACCAGAGCACAGGACAGAUUCAUACGGUGACGUCACAAAACCACCACGGCCACCUCUACAACUACGGACGGACCAGCAUCACCGGCUACGACGUCAAUGAUGUCCAAAUCAUAGAGUAUGGCCACAACUGCGAUGGAGAAACGUUUGGUUUAGUGACGAGUAUGCUUCGCCGUGCAGAUGGUACAGGCGUCGCGGGAAACGUUAUGUACGAAACUGCAUGGAGUAAGUGGACAGACUUGGUGCUGAAUAAUAGACCUCUCAAGUAUCAAUACGUCAGUACGGACCUUCCAAGUACCCACCCGUCAGUACGGACCUCCCUGGUACCCACCCGUCAGUACGGACCUCCCCAGUCCUCACCCCGUCAGUACGACCCUCCCUUGUACCCAUCCGUCAGUACGGACCUCCCUAGUCCCCAACCCGUCAGUACGAACCUCCCUAGUCCCCACCCUGUCAGUACGGACCUCCCUAGUCCCCACCCUGUCAGUACGGACCUCCCUAGUCCCCAACCCGUCAGUACGAACCUCCCUAGUCCCCACCCUGUCAGUACGGACCUCCCUAGUCCCCACCCUGUCAGUACGGACCUCCCUAGUCCCCACCCUGUCAGUACGGACCUCUCAAGUAUCAAUACGUCAGUGCGGACCUCCCAAAACCACUCCCGUCAGUACAGACCUCCCAAGUAUCCACCAGUCAGUACGGACCUCUCUAGCCCACACCCCAUCAGUACGGACCUCCCUAGUCCCCUCGCGUCAGUACGGAUCUCCCAAGUACCCACCCGUCAGUACGGACCUCCCCAGUCCUCACCCCGUCAGUACGACCCUCCCUUGUACCCAUCCGUCAGUACGGACCUCCCUAGUCCCCAACCCGUCAGUACGAACCUCCCUAGUCCCCACCCUGUCAGUACGGACCUCCCUAGUCCCCACCCUGUCAGUACGGACCUCCCUAGUCCCCACCCUGUCAGUACGGACCUCCCUAGUCCCCAACCCGUCAGUACGAACCUCCCUAGUCCCCACCCUGUCAGUACGGACCUCCCUAGUCCCCAACCCGUCAGUACGGACCUCCCUAGUCCCCACCCUGUCAGUACGGACCUCCCUAGUCCCCAACCCGUCAGUACGAACCUCCCUAGUCCCCACCCUGUCAGUACGGACCUCCCUAGUCCCCACCCUGUCAGUACGGACCUCCCUAGUCCCCACCCUGUCAGUACGGACCUCCCUAGUCCCCACCCUGUCAGUACGGACCUCUCAAGUAUCAAUACGUCAGUGCGGACCUCCCAAAACCACUCCCGUCAGUACAGACCUCCCAAGUACCCACCAGUCAGUACGGACCUCUCUAGCCCACACCCCAUCAGUACGGACCUCCCUAGUCCCCUCCCGUCAGUACGGAUCUCCCAAGUACCCACCCGUCAGUACGGACCUCCCCAGUCCUCACCCCGUCAGUACGACCCUCCCUUGUACUCAUCCGUCAGUACGGACCUCCCUAGUCCCCAACCCGUCAGUACGGACCUCCCUAGUCCCCACCCUGUCAGUACGGACCUCUCAAGUAUCAAUACGUCAGUGCGGACCUCCCAAAACCACUCCCGUCAGUACAGACCUCCCAAGUACCCACCAGUCAGUACGGACCUCUCUAGCCCACACCCCAUCAGUACGGACCUCCCUAGUCCCCUCCCGUCAGUACGGAUCUCCCAAGUACCCACCCGUCAGUACGGACCUCCCCAGUCCUCACCCCGUCAGUACGACCCUCCCUUGUACCCAUCCGUCAGUACGGACCUCCCCAGUCCUCACCCCGUCAGUACGACCCUCCCUUGUACCCAUCCGUCAGUACGGACCUCCCUAGUCCCCAACCCGUCAGUACGGACCUCCCUAGUACUCAUCCGUCAGUACGGACCUCCCCAGUCCUCACCCCGUCAGUACGACCCUCCCUUGUACCCAUCCGUCAGUACGGACCUCCCUAGUCCCCAACCCGUCAGUACGAACCUCCCUAGUCAGUACGGACCUCUCAAGUAUCAAUACGUCAGUGCGGACCUCCCAAAACCACUCCCGUCAGUACAGACCUCCCUAGUCCCCUCGCGUCAGUACGGACCUCCCAAGUACCCACCCGUCAGUACGGACCUCUCUAGCCCACACCCCAUCAGUACGGACCUCCUUUGUCCCUUCCCGUCAGUACGGACCUCCCUUGUACCCAUCCGUCAGUACGGACCUCCCUAG
This is a messenger RNA of Haliotis rufescens (red abalone), 2232 nucleotides long. Its product is annotated as cell surface glycoprotein 1-like. The transcript is spliced from 2 exons. NCBI's taxonomy places the organism in Eukaryota, Metazoa, Mollusca, Gastropoda, Lepetellida, Haliotidae. Bases 1 to 2232 code for a protein of 743 amino acids. The record is from RefSeq and is a predicted model, not a curated record.